AUGGCGAAAGCACUGUCCUCGCCAGUUGCUACAGUGUUGAAUCGUCGACCUCCAAGGUUCACGGCUUCCACUACUGCACUACGCUGGGCGCCGGAGUACAGUGGUAUCCCUGAGGUCCCCUCAGGGUCUAAAUCAGCUCUUUUAAGUCCUCCCCUCGAUAUCCCCGCUUCCAGCGCGGAAAGAACCUGGCCCGGCAAUGGCUGGCCAGAGUUCAGAGGGGAGGCAACACAUACCAUCCCGGAAGAGUGUGAGAGACUCUUCUGUGACAAACUGUCUACGACAUUCCUUGGUGAGGGGAGUUUCGUGCGACAGGAGUCGCUGGGGAUGGAUGUGUUCCAAAAUAUCCCAAAUCAAAUCGGACAAGGGCAUGAUCGAAUCCAGCGAUGGAUUGAGGUUUGGGACUACUCUGGCGAUGCGAUAUAUCGAGGAUUCGUGGCCGAGAACAACGGGGAGCGCACCCUUUUCGUCUUUUUCGAGGACCGUGCACUUGACCAAGGCCUCAAAUCAGGACUAAUCGCUCUUUUCGAGCUCGCCGAUAUGACUACAUUUGGGUGCUCACAAAUAGUCGCGUGUGUUGGUCGCUCCGAACGCACUGAUGCAAUGGAGCUCGUCCGAAGUCUAGGGUGGUGUGGAUUCAGCCUUACGACCUUAGAACCGUGGAUGUCAAGUGGUGACCAGGGAGUCCCCAUCAGUGACAAGUGGCUCUUCUUGGUCGCUGAAGUCUAA
Messenger RNA from Penicillium arizonense, 726 nucleotides. Its product is annotated as ornithine decarboxylase antizyme. NCBI's taxonomy places the organism in Eukaryota, Fungi, Ascomycota, Eurotiomycetes, Eurotiales, Aspergillaceae. The coding region runs from base 1 to 726 and encodes 241 amino acids. Gene Ontology annotation, molecular function: ornithine decarboxylase inhibitor activity. Gene Ontology annotation, cellular component: nucleus; cytoplasm. Gene Ontology annotation, biological process: positive regulation of protein catabolic process. The record is from RefSeq and is a predicted model, not a curated record. The transcript is spliced from 4 exons.